This is a messenger RNA of Ornithorhynchus anatinus (platypus), 1024 nucleotides long. RefSeq names its product SFT2 domain containing 1 (gene SFT2D1). Gene Ontology annotation, cellular component: membrane. Gene Ontology annotation, biological process: vesicle-mediated transport. The transcript has 8 exons. NCBI's taxonomy places the organism in Eukaryota, Metazoa, Chordata, Mammalia, Monotremata, Ornithorhynchidae. Bases 13 to 537 code for a protein of 174 amino acids. The record is from RefSeq and is a predicted model, not a curated record.
GGGAGGGCGCGCAUGCGCGGAGGAUCCCGGACUUCCCGGUGUGGCGGCGCCGGGAUCAUGGAGAAGCUGCGCCGGGUGCUGAGCGGGCGGGACGAUGAGGAGCAAGGGCUGACGGCGCAGGUGCUGGAUUCCACUUCACUUAGUUUUGGCACUAGGUUGAGGUGGUUUGCCAUAUGUUUCGUAUGUGGCGUUUUGUGUUCUUUUCUUGGAAUGGGAUUGUUGUGGCUACCAGGUGGAGUGAAACUUUUUGCUGUUUUUUACACCUUUGGAAAUAUUGCAGCAUUAGCCAGCACUUGCUUCUUGAAGGGACCUGUGAAACAACUGAAGAGCAUGUUUGAGCCCACAAGAUUGUUUGCUACGAUUUGCGUGUUGCUCUGUUUGAUAUUCACUCUGUGCGCUGUUCUUUGGUGGCAUAAAAAAGGCCUGGCCCUUCUAUUCUGCAUAUUACAGUUCCUAGCAAUGACAUGGUAUAGUUUGUCAUAUAUCCCAUAUGCAAGAGAUGCGGUGAAAAAAUGCUGUACGUCCAUCAUAAGUUGAACCGACAAAAUCUCACGGAGAAGGACAGGAGAAGCCGAGGCCUUGCUUUCCACGGAAGUAUGUUUCUUCAGAUCUUACUCUUCACUCCAGAAAGAGCGAUCAGACACCGUUUUGUAUCCUGGUAAAGCACGUCUGUGUUUUGUGAAGCUUAAAUGUUUUAUUAAAUAAAUAGUUUCAUUGUGCUGUUAAUUGGAUACAUCUUUACCAAAGACCACGAGUCCUUCAACACUGCCUUAAGCGGUAACUGCUUUUAGACUGCUUUUAUGGUUUAAAUUUGAUAAGAGUUGGGUGUGAAUCUAGGCAGCCAGGGAGCUUUGCCAUUCGUUCUUUUGAAGAUACAUUUUAUAAAGGUUUUUACCUGGAAUGUUAAAGCUUACUUUCAUAUAAAUAACAAACUGUUCUGCGUAGUAUGUACAUUUAUAUAUACUAUGUUGGCGAAAUUUUAAGAUAAACUCUCUAAAUAAAAGUUGAUGUUUUCCAGAAGAGA